This is a messenger RNA of Diospyros lotus (date-plum), 1427 nucleotides long. RefSeq names its product PGR5-like protein 1B, chloroplastic. Gene Ontology annotation, cellular component: chloroplast thylakoid membrane. Bases 87 to 1055 code for a protein of 322 amino acids. The record is from RefSeq and is a predicted model, not a curated record. The transcript is spliced from 11 exons. Gene Ontology annotation, biological process: photosynthetic electron transport in photosystem I. NCBI's taxonomy places the organism in Eukaryota, Viridiplantae, Streptophyta, Magnoliopsida, Ericales, Ebenaceae. Gene Ontology annotation, molecular function: oxidoreductase activity, acting on iron-sulfur proteins as donors.
ACCUGUCCGCACAAAACCCCAAUGCCCCCCUUGCCCACUUCUUUGCCCCCGCUUGUUCCCACCCAUCACCACUACAGCCGCCGCAAAUGGCCGCCGGAUUGGCCGUCACUUUGACGACCCGUCGUCUGUUCACUGCCCACCUUCAGAAGCCCUUUGCCUCUUCCUCUAAUAAUGCUUCGUCGUCGCCUUCGGUUCCGGCGGUUCGCUCCGUCCCACUCCUCGGCCGCCAUCUGUCUUUCCGACGAAGGCUGCUCAUUCUUUCCCCCAAGGCCACUACCGACCAGCCGGGUCAGGUCCAAGAAGGUGAGACAGUUGACAGUAAGAUCUUGCCAUAUUGUAGCAUAGACAAGAAAGAAAAAAAGUCAAUAGGGGAGCUUGAACAAGACUUCCUUCAGGCACUACAAGCUUUUUAUUAUGAAGGAAAGGCUAUUAUGUCAAAUGAAGAGUUUGAUAACCUCAAGGAAGAAUUGAUGUGGGAGGGAAGCAGUGUCGUCAUGCUAAGUUCUGAUGAACAGAAGUUCCUGGAAGCUUCAAUGGCCUAUGUGUCUGGGAAUCCAAUAAUGAGUGAUGAGGAUUAUGACAAAUUGAAGUUGCAACUAAAGAUUGAUGGAAGUGAAAUUGUUGUUGAAGGUCCAAGAUGCAGUCUUCGCAGUAGAAAGGUCUACAGUGAUCUCUCUGUUGACUAUCUCAAGAUGUUCCUCUUAUAUGUCCCUGCUGCUGUCAUUGCACUAGGACUGUUUUUCUUCCUGGAUGAUUUGACUGGGUUUGAGAUCACAUAUCUUUUGGAGCUUCCAGAACCUUUUAGUUUUAUUUUCACAUGGUUUGCCGCUGUGCCAUUGUUAUUGUGGUUGGCUCAAUCAAUCACAAAAUCCAUCGUGAAAGAUUUUUUGAUCUUGAAGGGACCCUGUCCAAACUGUGGGACUGAAAAUCUCUCCUUCUUUGGGACUAUUCUCUCUGUGUCUAGUGGUGGUUCCACCAACAAAGUUAAAUGUUCCAAUUGUGAAACUGAAAUGCUGUAUAAUUCAAAAACUCGCUUGAUUAUGCUGCCAGAAUAAAGUCAAGCAUGAAUGAAGGUGAAGUCUUCUGUGUACAUUGUAAUGAGACUGGUAUUUAUAUCCAUGCACAUUUCUGGUUUCUGUGAAAGAAAGAAUGACAGCUUGACGGAUCACAAAUGCAGACUGAAUCCUUGUGAAUGGAGGCCUAUGCUACUGGUUCUAGCACGAACUGCAGGGGAGGCCUAUCCAUUACACAUUUCUGGUUGUGUAGAUCUGUAACUAUCGGUAAACGAGGAAAUAUGAAUGUAUUUGACAUGUGAUUGCAUCUUGUGAUGUACGGUUCAUCUGUACAUAACUACAUCUUUGUCCUCUGCAAGAGGUGCAAAUUUGUGAUGAAACCUCCAGAUUAAUAGAGUCGCACUUGCCUUGUAA